CGGCCUUGCUGCCGGGUGCCGCAGGAGCACUGGCGGGGCACAACAGGGGCUCGAGGGGUGUGUGGGCGCCACAGGGUGCCCCGGGGCUGAGGCAGGGGCCAUGUCGACACUGGCCCCCCUGCGUCUGCUGCGUGAGCCCUGGAACGCCAGCGAGGGCAACCAGAGCAACACCACAGUCGGAGCCAGCAGCGGUUGGUGCCAGGGGCUGGACAUUCCCAAUGAGCUGUUUCUGGCACUUGGGCUGGUGAGCCUGGUGGAGAACCUGCUGGUAGUGGCCGCCAUCCUGAAGAACAGAAACCUGCACUCACCCACCUACUACUUCAUCUGCUGCCUGGCGGUGUCUGACAUGCUGGUGAGCAUCAGCAACCUGGCAGAGAUGCUCUUCAUGCUGCUGCUGGAGCACGGGGUGCUGGUGAUGCGCCCCAGCAUUGUCCGCCACAUGGACAACGUCAUCGACAUGCUCAUCUGCAGCUCUGUUGUGUCCUCCCUCUCCUUCCUGGGGGUCAUCGCAGUCGACCGCUACAUCACCAUCUUCUAUGCCCUGCGCUACCACAGCAUCAUGACGCUGCAGAGGGCCGUGGUGACCAUGGCCAGCAUCUGGCUGGCCAGCACCGUCUCCAGCACCGUCCUCAUCACCUACUACCACAGCAACACCAUCCUCCUCUGCCUUAUCAGCUUCUUCCUCUUCAUGCUGAUCCUCAUGCUGGUGCUCUACAUACACAUGUUUGCCCUGGCCCGCCACCACCUCCACAGCAUCUCCAGCCAGCAGAAGCCUCCCACUGCCCACCACGGUGGCAGCCUGAAGGGCGCUGUCACCCUCACCAUCCUCCUGGGGGUCUUCUUCAUCUGCUGGGGGCCCUUCUUCUUCCACCUCAUCCUUAUUGUCAUCUGCCCCACCAACCCCUUCUGCACCUGCUUCUUCAGUUACUUCAACCUCUUUCUCAUCCUCAUCAUCUGUAACUCGGUGAUUGAUCCCCUCAUCUAUGCCUUCCGGAGCCAAGAGCUCCGACGGACGCUGCGGGAGGUGGUGACGUGCUCCUGGUAGGCAG
Molecule: messenger RNA, 1049 nt
Organism: Lepidothrix coronata (blue-crowned manakin)
Lineage: Eukaryota; Metazoa; Chordata; Aves; Passeriformes; Pipridae
Gene: MC1R
Product: melanocortin 1 receptor
Exons: 1
Coding region: 101-1045 (314 amino acids)
Biological process (GO): G protein-coupled receptor signaling pathway
Cellular component (GO): membrane
Molecular function (GO): melanocyte-stimulating hormone receptor activity
Source: RefSeq, a predicted model, not a curated record